AUGUCUCUCAAGGUCGCUUUAACAUCUAAUAAUCUCAUCGAAGCUGUUAAGUGUUCUGUGGCUCCUUCAGCGCUUGAAGACGAUACGAGGCCUCCCACAAAUCUAUACUCGGUUGAAUCACCUCACAAAGCCGCAAUUCUCUCUGUUGUGAAAAUUAUUCCAACUGUAGAAACUUACCAUGUCGUAUUUGUUCAUGAUGGCUAUCUUCCUCACUGGGAGGGACAAGCUUUCGGUGUAAUGCUCGCGCCUGAAAAUCCUUCAGAUAAACCAGAUCAGGAAAUGCUUCGCUACUUCUUUGCUGCUUCUUCAAGGUAUGGAGAUUAUUUUAAUGGUAGAACAGCUAGUUUAUGUGUGUCUCCUAUUCCUGGCACUACUAGCGAAAUUUUGUGCAAAUCAAAGCGCGGGGAUAAAAUUCUACUUACAGGUCCAACGGGCGAGGAAAUGCUUUUGGGAGAUUAUAAGGCCAACAAAACUCACAUAUUUGUUGCCACUACUGGGGCUGGUAUUGCUCCAUUUAAAGCCCAUCUCCGCCGGUUCUUCAAAGAAGAUAUUCCAACAUUCAAAUUUUCUGGGCUUGCUUGGCUGCUCGAUGAUAGUGGACUCUACAAAGAUGAAUUCGAGCAAUAUCGAAGGGACUGCCCAGAAAAUUUCCUGUACCAGAUGACAACAUUAACCAGUAAUCAAGCUCGUGAUAUGUUGCAGCUGUUGAUUGGUGGGGCCUACAUAUGCUUCGCUGGGGGCACGGACAAAAUAGCUACAAUUGAGAAAGCCUUAGAGCAAGCUGCCAAUGUGAUCGAGGAAGAUUGGGCUAAAAUACUCGCCAAAUUGAAGAUUGACGAGCAAUGGCGCGUUCAAGUCUACUGA
Molecule: messenger RNA, 864 nt
Organism: Humulus lupulus (European hop)
Lineage: Eukaryota; Viridiplantae; Streptophyta; Magnoliopsida; Rosales; Cannabaceae
Product: ferredoxin--NADP reductase, root isozyme, chloroplastic-like
Exons: 4
Coding region: 1-864 (287 amino acids)
Molecular function (GO): oxidoreductase activity
Source: RefSeq, a predicted model, not a curated record